Cricetulus griseus (Chinese hamster) is the source of this 3466-nucleotide messenger RNA. The record is from RefSeq and is a predicted model, not a curated record. Lineage: Eukaryota; Metazoa; Chordata; Mammalia; Rodentia; Cricetidae.
UUCUAUUACAGAUGAAACAGAGUCAAAGGUGUUAAAUGACUUGCCCAAGCCACGGAACUUAGCCAGUGGUGGAGUGGAGACAAACAGACCCGAGGUCACUGCACUAAACUUUGUGGAGUCAGGUUCAACUACAUUUCCUUGUUGGACCGACAAAAGCAUGAAAAAUCUUAGGUUUCCACCUAGCCUAUGGAAUGAGAGUCUCUAGCUCCCAUAGGCCUCACAGCAGUUGUUCAAAACCUGAUUCUGCCACACUACAGGUGUAGGGAAGGGCAAGUAAAUGGAGACGCUUAGGUCUCUGUGCUAGGAUCAAACUGAGGGCCUCAAAAGUGCUAGGGCAGUCAGUGCUCUGCCACUGAGCCUCCACAGCCAACCUCUCUAUGCAAAACUCAUUUCUCCUCUGGAACGCCCUGGGUCCCUGUCUAUCUGGUUCUGGGAGUCAUCCCUUUAAAUUGUCCCUGCAACUCCGAUUUAGGUGAACUAGGUGGUAUGAACCAAAAGAAACUGCCCCAGUAAGUCAAAAGAAGCCAAGAACAAGUCAUCCCUCGGCUUUUAAAUGUUCCCGCCAUCUGAAUGUCAGCUCUGGCGUGAGAGUGCUGUGUUUCCCUGUUGCACAGCAGCGCCUGGCAUAUAGUAUUGCCAUCGAUGAAUCAGUAAGAGGUUGAGGAAAUGUGAUCCUUUCCCCACGCUCUGAAGUCCACACCCGGUGCCAAGGAGGGGCGCCUUCCCCGGCGGGGUGGGGCUCGCCGCUCCCCGCUUACCGGCCUCGCCCCUCUUGCGCGCGUUAAUGAGAUUAGCAAUUAAAAGGCGGGCGAGCAGCGGCCAGAGACCAGGCCCUGACGGAGAGCGAGCUUGGGACAUGGAGAAGGCACGGCCUCAGUGGGGCAACCCGCUGCAGUUCGUGUUCGCCUGCAUCUCCUACGCCGUGGGCUUGGGCAACGUGUGGCGCUUCCCCUACUUGUGCCAGAUGUACGGCGGAGGGAGUUUCCUGGUCCCCUAUGUCAUCAUGCUCAUUGUAGAGGGGAUGCCACUCUUGUACCUGGAGCUGGCCGUGGGGCAACGCAUGCGUCAGGGCAGCAUCGGUGCCUGGAGGACCAUCAGCCCCUACCUCAGUGGUGUCGGUGUUGCUAGUGUGGUCGUCUCCUUCUUCCUCUCCAUGUACUACAACGUCAUCAAUGCCUGGGGCUUCUGGUACCUCUUUCACUCCUUCCAGGAUCCCCUGCCAUGGUCUGUCUGCCCACUGAAUGGUAACCGCACAGGCUAUGAUGAGGAGUGUGAAAAGGCUUCAUCAACACAGUACUUCUGGUACAGGAAAACACUCAACAUCUCACCAUCUAUCCAGGAGAAUGGAGGGGUGCAGUGGGAGCCAGCCCUGUGCCUCACCCUGGCCUGGCUGGUGGUGUACCUGUGCAUCCUGAGAGGCACCGAGUCAACUGGCAAGGUGGUCUACUUCACCGCAUCAAUGCCUUACUGUGUACUUAUUAUCUACCUGGUCCGUGGCCUUACACUCCAUGGAGCCACCAAUGGCCUGAUGUACAUGUUUACACCUAAGAUGGAACAGCUAGCCAACCCCAAGGCCUGGAUCAAUGCAGCCACGCAGAUCUUCUUCUCACUGGGCUUGGGGUUUGGCAGCCUGAUUGCUUUUGCCAGCUACAAUGAACCCUCCAACAACUGCCAGAAGCAUGCCAUCAUUGUAUCCAUCAUCAACAGCUCCACCUCCAUAUUUGCCAGCAUUGUGACCUUCUCCAUCUAUGGCUUCAAGGCCACCUUCAACUAUGAAAACUGCUUAAACAAGGUGAUUCUGCUGCUGACCAAUUCUUUCGACCUUGAAGAUGGCUUUCUGACAGCCAACAACCUGGAGGAAGUGAAGGACUACCUGGCAUCUACCUACCCAAGCAAGUACAGUGACGUGUUCCCGCACAUUAGAAACUGCAGCUUGGAGUCAGAGCUGAACACGGCUGUCCAGGGCACAGGCCUGGCCUUCAUUGUCUACACUGAGGCCAUUAAAAACAUGGAAGUGUCCCAGCUGUGGUCAGUGCUCUACUUCUUCAUGCUACUGAUGCUGGGGAUGGGAAGCAUGCUUGGAAACACAGCGGCCAUCCUCACCCCUCUGACUGACAGCAAGGUCAUCUCCAGCUACCUGCCCAAGGAGGCCAUUUCAGGUCUGGUGUGCCUCAUCAACUGUGCCAUUGGCAUGGUGUUCACCAUGGAAGCUGGGAACUACUGGUUUGACAUCUUCAAUGACUAUGCAGCCACGUUGUCCCUCCUGCUCAUUGUGCUGGUGGAGACCAUAGCUGUGUGCUAUGUAUAUGGGCUAAAGAGAUUUGAAAGUGACCUUCAGGCCAUGACUGGCCGGAGCCUCAACUGGUACUGGAAGGCCAUGUGGGCGUUUGUGAGCCCAGUGCUCAUCAUUAGCCUCUUUGUCUUCUACCUGAGCGACUACAUCCUCACAGGAACGCUACAGUACCAAGCCUGGGACGCCACUCAGGGGCAGCUGGUGACCAAGGAUUACCCCCCACAUGCGCUAGCUGUCAUCGGUUUGCUGGUGGCUUCAUCUACCAUGUGUAUCCCCCUGGUGGCUUUGGGGACUUUCAUCAGGAAUCGCCUCAAGAGGGGAGGCUCCUCCCCAGUGGCCUAAGAAUGGACCUCCCAGAGACUGAAGUCAGCCGCCCUCUGUUUCACAGUUGCUGCCUGCUGGUGGGAACUCCUUGGCUGGAGUGCUGGUCUGGGGCCUCCUGAGUCUGUAAAGGGGAUUCGGGAGCUUAGAAAAAGAAGGUUGCCUUGGGAAGGGGACCACAUCCUUUAGGAGAGGCCCUCCAUUCUUUGCCAUCUGAAGCCUAUACCUUGUAGCCUCCUUGUCAUCAGGGGAUAAGGCUAGUACUGAAGAUCAUUGUUUUCUUGACUCUAGAAAGUCCUAGAAUUUAAGGUAAACUGUCAUUAGAAACUUGACUGUAACUCUGAGGAGCCGAAUAGGCUCUUCAGUUUUGUUUUGUUUUUGUUUGUUUGUUUUUUGUUGUUGUUUUUGGUUUUUUUUUUCUUAAAAGAAAACAAAAUACUAGAGGGUAAUUGCUUCUCAACCAGUGUCAGAAAGUUUUGAAGCACCUAACGUGACAGAUUAGAACUCUUUUCUUUAAAGCCACAGUGAGUAUGUAAUUUUUGUGUUCUCUGACUACACUAUAAGUACUACCUGGAUUUAGUAGCUCCAAAGGAGAUCAUUCUUUCUCAGCAUCUAAGGUUCCUCACAGUGAGCCAUGACAACCCUAGACUGUACAAGGAAUCUGAGCAGACAUCGCUGGGGUUUCAGUGUCAGAUGCAUCCAUAGAAUGCAAGUAAUUGUAACUUUCCUACAAACAUCACUUACAACCACCUUCAUUCACCUCUACAUAAUCAUGUUUUCUAAAAGGUAUAUAAGUCACACAGAGCAGUGUGUAGCUGAAAACACUCUGUAUUUAUGGCCAUUAUUCAUCCA